Molecule: messenger RNA, 1805 nt
Organism: Rhizophagus irregularis DAOM 181602=DAOM 197198
Lineage: Eukaryota; Fungi; Glomeromycota; Glomeromycetes; Glomerales; Glomeraceae
Biological process (GO): endocytosis; actin cortical patch localization; plasma membrane tubulation
Cellular component (GO): mating projection tip; actin cortical patch; medial cortex
Molecular function (GO): lipid binding; protein binding
Source: RefSeq, a predicted model, not a curated record
AUGUACUUCCAUAUUUGAAUGAUUUGAUUUGAAAUAAAAAAAGUUUUCCCCGGUAUUUUCUUGAAAGUUUUUUUUAUUUGUGGUCAUUAGGUUAUUAGCAAUAGGGCCUUGGCAUUUCGGAAAAAUCUUGGAAGUGACCGAUUUCAAAUGUCAUUUUUUGGGAAGCCGUAUUAUCAAAUAACUGGAUUUUUCUCGGUAAUUUUUCGUAAAUUAGUAUGAGUUGGAAGGGUACUAAAAAAACCUUUGAGAGGUUACCUCAAAAUAUUCGUGUAAAAACUGGACUUGGAACUGCUACUCGUGAUAUUCAAUUUGAUGAUGUUUUAAAUCGAUUCAAUGAAUUACAUACUGGAACAGAAAAAUUAUAUAAAGAUGCUAUUAAAUUUAGGGAUGGUAUUUCUCAUAUGUUGAAUCAUCAAUGUAAUACUUCUGAUAUUCUUGUAGAAUUAUAUAAUCCAAUUGUAGGUAAAAAAGAAACUGAAUCAACUGUUCGUCGAACUACAACUCCUGUUCAAUCAAUGAAAGCUGUUGAAGAAUUUAAAGACACGAUGUCUGAUUUGAGAGAUAUUCUCUUGCCUGAAUUGGAUCGUGUAGAUAAAAUGGUAGUAUUGCCUUCAAAGGAUUUUAUAGAUGUUGUUAAAUUAAUAAAGAAAACUAUUGCAAAACGAGAUCAUAAAAAAGUGGAUUUCGAUCGAUAUACAAAUAAUGUAAAAAAACUUCAAGAUAAAAAAGAUAAAUCUGCAAAUGAUGAAAAAUCAUUAAUCAAGGCGGAAGAGCAUCUUACCAAAGCAACUGAAGAAUAUGAACAUUAUAAUGAAUUAGUUAAAAAAGAGUUACCCAUUUUUUUUGAAUACAGAGCUCAUUUCAUUGAACCUGUUGUCUCUAAUUUUUAUCAUUUGCAAGUAAAAAUCUAUAGAAUUUUGUAUGAAAAAAUGGAACGUUUAAUUUCUGAUACCGGUUAUUUCGAUGUUCAAUCUGAUAUUGUAGAACAUUAUAAAGAAAGAAAAGAAGAAGUAAAUCAACAAAUAGAAACCCACUUAACUUUAUUUAAAAACAAGAAAAAAUCUAAAAAAGAAAGUCAUCAUGAUAACGAUAGUGAUGAAUUAACUGAUUCAAAGCAUUCUGAUACAAAUAAUCAUGGUAGUGAGGAAGAUGCACCACCACCUUAUUCAUCCACAACUGGUCGAAGUUCUGCAUCUAUAUCCUCAUCAAAUCCAAAACUUUAUCCUGUUCAAAAAAAGGCUCCCCCACCACUUCCGCCCCAUAAUUCAAAACCGAAAUCCGUCCAAUAUGUUAGAGCUUUAUAUGAUUAUGAAGCACAAGCAGAAGGUGAUUUAUCAUUUAAAAAAGGUGAUAAGAUUGAAGUUAUUACCCGGAAAGAUGAUGUAAAUGAGUGGUGGAAGGGAAAGCUGAAUGGUAAAAUCGGUGAUUUUCCAGGAAAUUAUGUUGAAGAUUGGUGAUCAUUAUAUGCUUACUUAUUUUUUGGGGGUUAUUUGUUAUUAUAAAUGAGUUAUUGUUAUUUUAAACGAGUUAUUAUAAAUUAUAAAAAGGACAUUGUACUUAAAUUAAAAUGUAUUAUAAAUUAAAGUUUGAAAUUAAUUAAGCGUAUUGAUGUUUAUACUCUUUUGAAACAAAACAUAUUUGGUAACAUAUUGCCAAAUGAAUACGAACUGUCGGAAUUAAUCCGUUUUCUGUCAAAUGGUCCUGUAGAUAAUAAUAAGUGUAACAACUCUCUAUGUUUCAUUUUUAAACAAUAAAUCGGUUUAAAGUCUAGAUUAUUAUUAACAAUCAAGUAUCUUUGAACCCUA